AUGGCUUCAUCAACUUUUUCUUCUUUGUUUAAGCUUUCAACCUUCAUUUUAUGUUUAUGGGUUCUGUUUGGGACUACUUCAGGUCAACUAUCAGCAAAUUUCUAUGCUAGAACAUGUCCUAAUUUUCGUUCGGUUAUAACAAGAGCCGUGAAUUCAGCUGUUGCAAGUGAAGCUCGCAUGGGAGCUUCGUUGCUUCGCCUCCAUUUCCAUGAUUGCUUUGUUAAUGGAUGUGAUGCAUCUGUGUUAUUGGACGACACUGCAAACUUCACCGGAGAAAAGAAUGCGGGUCCAAAUAGCAAUUCCAUCAGAGGAUUCAAUGUCAUUGAUACCAUUAAAACGCAAUUAGAGCGCCAGUGUCCAGGUGUUGUUUCUUGCGCAGAUAUACUAUCUGCUGCUGCUCGAGAUUCCGUUGUGGCUCUUGGUGGACCAGGUUGGAGCACUGUAUUUGGAAGAAGGGACUCCACAACUGCAAGCCAAAGUGCCGCAAAUUCUAACCUCCCUUCACCAGCUUCAAGUCUUAGUAGUCUCAUCUCAUCCUUUUCAAACAAAGGAUUUACUGCUAACGAAAUGGUAGCUCUCUCUGGAGCUCAUACAAUUGGUCAAGCAAGGUGCUCCGUAUUCCGUAGUCGUCUUUACAACGAGAAUAACAUAAACUCAUCAUUUGCGACAUCCUUGAGAGCAAACUGUCCUUCCAGUGGUGGUGACAAUAAUCUUUCACCACUAGAUUCUACAGCUACAUCUUUCGAUAAUAGAUACUAUAAUGAUCUGAUUAGCCAGAGGGGAUUGCUGCAUUCAGAUCAAGAACUGUCUAACGGGGGUUCAGCUGAUGCACAAGUGAGGACCUAUGGAUCGAAUCCUUCUGUUUUCUUUCGUGACUUUGCAGCUGCUAUGGUGAAGAUGAGCAAUCUUAGCCCUCUAACCGGCUCCAGUGGUCAAGUUAGGACCAACUGCAGAAGAACCAAUUAA
Molecule: messenger RNA, 966 nt
Organism: Lactuca saligna
Lineage: Eukaryota; Viridiplantae; Streptophyta; Magnoliopsida; Asterales; Asteraceae
Source: the annotation of a GenBank genome assembly